Molecule: messenger RNA, 582 nt
Organism: Populus trichocarpa (black cottonwood)
Lineage: Eukaryota; Viridiplantae; Streptophyta; Magnoliopsida; Malpighiales; Salicaceae
Product: small polypeptide DEVIL 13
Exons: 1
Coding region: 1-276 (91 amino acids)
Biological process (GO): negative regulation of cell population proliferation
Source: RefSeq, a predicted model, not a curated record
AUGGAUGAGAAGUGGAAGUUAUCAAAGAAAGAAGGUUCAUCUUCUUUCACAAGAAGUUUCUCGACUAAGAGUUCAUCUUCCAAGGCUCCUCUCUUGAGGACCUCGUCCCUUAAGAGCUCUUCUCCAAAGUGCCCUCUUCCAAGGAGUUUCUCUCAAAAAAACUCUUCUAUUUCACAUAAAUGUAGUAGCUUAGCCAAGGAACAGAAGGCAAGGUUUUAUAUCAUGAGGCGCUGUGUUGCCAUGCUUGUUUGUUGGCACAAACAUGGUGAUUCUUGAAGGAACAUGCAAAGAGAUCGAGUAAGGGAUCAAGUGUACCUUCUUGGUUGUUUCUUCUUGCUUUUUUUUCUCCUCCCCUCCCCUUUCUUAAAGAUGGAUGCUGGGUUUGAUUGAACUCGUAAAUUUUCUGCCAUCUGACCAAGAAGAGAUUGGUAUCAUAGAGUUUUAUUGUCUUUCCUCCAUUUUUAGAAUCAGCUCUGUAAUUACAAUUUGAAGAGAGCUAGAAUCAUGUACUUUGUAACAAGAGAUCAUCACAUAUCAAUUAUAAUCCAAUAAAAUCUCAAAUUAACUAGCUACAUUUACUUU